GGUGGGGGUGAGGGCGGGCGUGGCACUUUUCACCUUCAGUUAAGCUUUGAAAGUUUUAUGUUUUCUUAUCAGCUGUCGCGAGAGCUGUGAUUGUUUUUCCAAGCACCGCAGAUGACAUUUUGUCAAAUGUCUGGCUGGCUUCCCGGCCGUUCCAGUUGCGGCUCAGCUGGGGGAAGCAGACAGACGGUGGUGGGACCGGCGUACAGGCGCAGGUGUCGAGCCGCCGCCGACGUCUUGGGCAGCUUGACGCACGGGAAGGGCGAGAAGACUUGCGGCUUUGCCACGGACGGCGAGGCCGGCCGGGAUGGGAGGUGCGAUCGAGACGAGGAACCAACCAGCCGAUGGACGUUUCAACUCUCACAAGAGAUGUGACUUUAACGAAGGCUUCUGUGACCUGAUCCAGCCCUGGUCACACGCGCUUCUUUCUCAAUGGAAGAGAACCACGGCGGUUGGGCUCAUCCAACGCGACCACACCGGCAACCAAUCAGCCUAUUUCCUGUCCCUUGUGCCUGAAAGAGGAGACACUAGCACCGCACAGCUAAUAAGUCCUCAGUUUGGGCCUGCCGACACCUGCCAGAUGAGCUUCUACCAUUACGUCUCGGCCCAACACGGAGCGCUUCAGGUUCUGAUGGAGAGCGGCCCCCAGGGUCACGCCACUGUGCUAUGGAAGCAGUCCACUCCAGCCCAAGCGUGGCAGCGAGCUGUUGUCCGCUUUUCCAGCAACAGCACUUUUCGGGUGGUAAUUGGAGGGAGUCUAACAGAGGACAGUGAUGCAGCAGAGGUGCUGGCCAUCGAUGACAUUUCCUUUAGUCCCCACUGUGAGCCAGUCUCGCCACCUACCAUCGCUUGCCCGCCAUCCUGGUACGCUUGCGAGGGCGGCGGGCCGUGCAUCCAGGCGGACAAAGUGUGCGACUUCACCCGGCAGUGCCCGCACGGUGACGACGAAAGCGACUGCCCUUCGGAAUGCGACUUUGAAGGCGGCUCCUGCGGCUGGUACGAGCUCACCCUCGGUGACGGUUUUGACUGGGUCAGAGGCUCGUCCGCCGAUGUCCCGCCGGAGUAUUACGGUCGCCCGCCUCCUCCGGACCACUCCAGUAACAGCACGGAGGGUCACUUUAUGUUCAUCCUGAAGAACAGCAGCAGUCUUUAUCCGAGGGCGGUUCUCAGAGGACCGUGGUUCCAGCAGUCGGCCUCCGGGUGCACCAUGAGCUUCUGGCAUUACAACUCGGGCAUAUCCGUGGGGGCCGCCGACAUGUACCUCCGCAUCCGAGGGGUCCAAAACAACACCGUCAUAUGGAGGACUUUGUACGAGCAGGGCAGCCGCUGGAACCGGGUCAGCCUCCAGUUGGGUCGCAUCACGCGGCCCUUCCAAAUCGCCCUGGCUAAAAUCAGCAUGGGCGUGUUCGACGGCAUCUCGGCGCUGGACGACGUGUCCUUCCACAACUGCUCCAUGCCGGCCGCCGCCGGCCAGUGCCCGCCGCACACGCAUUUCCACUGCACGCGCACCAGAGCGUGCGUCGAUCAGCUGUUGCGCUGCGACCUGGUGGACGACUGCGGCGAUGGUUCGGAUGAAGAGGGCUGCGCCCCCGAGCUGCAGUGCAACUUCGAGGAGGGCCUGUGCAGCUGGAAACAAGAGGCAAACGGCGGCGGCGGCGACGUUUUCGACUGGACCCGCACCCGAGGCCCCACCCCGUCUUUCAACACCGGGCCCUGGAAGGACCACACGCUGGGUACCAGCUACGGCCACUACCUCUACAUGGAGUCUUCCGUCCCCCAAGAGUUCAAGGACACGGCGGUGCUGCUGAGCCCGGCCUUCCAGCCCACCCACGGGCGCGGCGAGGACCCCUUUGACUCCCGCAGCCCGUGCGUGUUCCGCUUCCACUACCACAUGUUUGGCUCGCACGUGUUCUGCCUCGCCAUCUAUCUGAGGACCACCUCGACGGGUCGCGGCCAGUUGCUGUGGGUAGGCUACGGGGACCAGGGCAACGUUUGGCACAGGAAGACUCUUUACCUCACCAGCGCUCGACCCUUCCAGAUCGUAAUUGAAGGUACGGUCGGAGACGAUUUCAACGGGGACAUCGCCAUCGAUGACCUCUCCUUCCUGGGCUGCGUCCCGCACCAAGGCGAGCUCCCCGAGGCCAACGCCACGAUCCCCGCGGUGACCACGCCGGCCCCCUCGGUUCAGCCCCACCGUUGCCCCCACGGGGAGUUUGCGUGCGCUCGGCUCGGCGAGUGUGUCGCCCGUGGCAAAGUGUGCGACUUCAGGCGGGACUGCUCGGACGGUUCCGAUGAAAACGACUGUGUGGCCGAGGGGUGCGAUUUUGAAGGUGGCAAAACCUGCGGUUGGGAGACCGUUGCCCCGGUCUCCUUGCAGGCAUUCCGCUGGUCACCUGACCAAGGGGAGAGCGUUCACGCCGGAGAGCAGUACCAUCGUCCCGUCACCGACCACACCCUGGGCAGCCCCGAGGGUUGGUACAUGUGCGCCGACAGCUCCAACGGCGGCUACGGCCAAGCCACCGACCUCCAGACGCCAGUCAUCGCAUCCACCGGGCCGCAUUGCAGGCUGGUCUUCUGGUACCACAUGGGCGGAUUCACCGUGGGCUCCCUGCAACUUUUGCUGAAGCGUGGUAACAUCACGCAUGAGGUUUGGUCUCAGAGCGGUAACCAAGGCAACAAGUGGAGACGAGGUGAAGUGUUCUUGGGGCUGUCAAAUGACUUUCAGGUGGUGUUCCGAGCCAAGCGCGGCAUCAGCUACAUGGGCGACGUGGUGAUCGACGACGUGGGCUUUGUGGACUGCGCCCCUCCGCCGCCGCCCUCGGGAGCGCCCUGCGCCCCCGAGCGCUACGCCUGCGCCAACGGCCGCUGCGUCCCCCGCGACAACCUGUGCGACUUCAUCGACCACUGCGGGGACGACUCGGACGAGGAACCUUACAUCUGCAAAGCCUUUAACGGCCGUUGCGAUUUUGAGUUCGACCUGUGCUCCUGGCGCCAGAGCUGGGACGACCAUUUCGAUUGGCAGAUCAAAGCCGGCGGCACCCCCACCCUUGGUAUGGGCCCGUCCACCGACCACACCCUAAGGGACCCCUCCGGGCACUACCUCUACUUGGAGAGCUCCUUCCCUCAGGCGGCCGGAAAUAGCGCCCGCAUUUCGGGGCCGUUGCUGAGCCGCAGGAGCUCUCAGUGCAAGAUGCGCUUCUUCUUCCACAUGUACGGAGACGGCAUCGGGACGCUGGCCGUGUUCCGGCAGAGCCGCCGCGGGGGACUCCACCUCCUCCUCAACUUGACGGGCGACCAGGGCAACUACUGGCAGAUGACGGAGGUCCCGCUGAGCCACCCCGAGGACUUCCGAGUCACGUUGGAAGGACGGGUGGGGCGGAAUCCCACGGGGGACAUCUGCCUGGACGACGUCACCUUUUCGUCAGGGUGCCUGCUGGCUUCCUCGGAGCAAGCCGCUUCUCCUCCUCCUGAAGGCGGCUGCGCUCCGGGCUUCCUUCCGUGCGCCAACGGCCGCUGCUUCUCCUCCGAGCGGAGCUGCGACUUCCGAGACGACUGCGGCGACGGCUCGGACGAGGAGCGCUGCGGCACGUCCUGCUCCUUCGAGGACGGCCCGUGCGGCUGGAAGAACUCGCCGGCGGACAAUUUCGACUGGUCGCUGGGAAGCGGCUCGGCGCAGGGCGUACGGCCGCCGUACGACCACACGCUAAACGAUGAGAGCGGUCACUUCUUGUAUCUGGAAGCCACACCGGUGGGACUGAAAGGCGACAAGGCUCACAUCAGCAGUUCUCAGUGGAAGGAGACCAGCUCCAUCUGCAAGCUCUCCUUCUGGUACUACAUUUCUCACAAGGCCUCGGGAACCAUCCGCCUGCUGGUCAAGACGGAGAACGCCAUGUGGGAGGCGUGGAACAAAACGGGCCACCAGGGGAACGGCUGGAAGCGGGCCGAGGUGGCGCUCAGGAGGCUGAGGAACUUCCGGCUGAUAUUCGAGGGCGUGAGGUGGCGCGACGUCAGCGGGGGCGCCGCCUUGGACGACCUGGAGUUCAAAGACUGCGCCCCGAGUCUGGCUGAGCCAUCCAGCUGUCCCGCCAUCACCGAUUUUGUGUGCGACGGCGGCCGCUGCGUGGAGUCCCACCUUUGGUGCGACGGCAAGCCCGAUUGCGGCGACCGAUCGGACGAGUCGGACUGCGGCGGCGUACUCGCCGCGCCGGGAGCGUGUAAUUUCGAGGCGGACGACGGCCGAUGGGAGGAGAGGUGCCAGCUGGCGCAGGACACCGACGACGACUUUGAUUGGCGGAUCGGUCGCGGCAGUGAACGAGCGGGAACUGGACCCACUUCUGACCACGGUCCCAAAGGUGGCGCGGGGAGCUUCCUCUACAUCCACUCAGCCGCUCAGCAAAAGGGCCACGUUGCCCGGGUGACCACCGUUAGCGCCUUCCCAGCCAGCGUGGGGCUGUGUCACCUGCGCUUCUGGUACUACAUGCACGGCUCGGAGAGGAUGGGAACGCUGAAGGUGUUGACGGUGGGAGCGAGCGGUGGCACGCCGCUGCUGAUGUGGGCCUUGGCUGGGAACCAAGCCGAGGGCUGGACGUACGCCAGCGUCAUCCUGUCCAACCGGGCGCCUUUUCGAGUGAGCUUCCAGGCGGAGGUGGGCGGAGACAUGUGGACUGACGUAGCCCUGGAUGACAUCACGUACACGGCAGAGUGCGUGACUGGAGCUCCUGUGACUCCGCAGCCUCUCACCUGCAGCUCAGAGCACUUCCGGUGCGUCUUCUCCUCCCAGUGCAUCCCCAGAAGCUGGCGCUGCGACGGCGAGUCCGACUGCUCGGACCGGUCGGACGAAGAGCGUUGCCCCGCGGCCGUACCGGGCACCCUCCCCCCGCAGGGCGGCUGCCCCGCCGCCGCUCGCUUCCGGUGCUCCGACGACGUCUGCCUCCCGGCCAUAUUGCGCUGCGACGGCGUCGCCGACUGCGGCCGCGGCGAGGACGAGCACGAGUGUCCUUUGCUGCAGUGCCGGCCGGGAGAACUGCUGUGCGACGCCUUGUCCUCUUGCAUUCCUGUGGAGAAGCGUUGCGACCGCUUUGCAGACUGUUUGCCUUUCCUGGCAGAUGAGUCCAGUUGUGACGAUUGUCCUGCCAUGUUCUGCCUGGGACGAGGUCUGUGCCACGUGGAGGAGCACGGACCUGUUUGCAUGUGUAAUCCGGGCUGGACCGGCAACCGCUGUCACGUGAGGGCGAAGCCGCCGCCGCCGCCGCUCUCCACUCCGACGCCACCCGGGCUCGAGGCCACGCGGCUUGACGCGGUGUACGCCGGCAUUGCCGUCGGGAUGCUGCUGCUGGUGGCUGGCGUGGCCGUCUGCGUCCUGGCUCUGUGCAGUAAGCGAUGUCGUGCCAUGAAGCGCAGCCCGACGGACUACGGGAUGAUGGAUGGCCCCGCCUUUGACCGGAAGCCAGAGUUGGAGCGCCGUGCAAUCAGGCGCAGCAACGACGCCGGGGCUCUCUCCAUCAGCGUGUACCCUUGGAGGAGGGAGACCGAGAGCUCGUCCAGGAGGGACGCCAGGCUGUCCUUUGCCAACCCGUUGUACAAUCAUCAUCACGUGAACCCCGAUGAAUAUAGGAGCUCUCGGGCGUAAGAUAAAAAGAAGAUGGACUCAGGGAAAGGGAACACAUGCAAAGAUCAGUCAAAUUGUGCAGAUUUUCUUUCUCCCUGGUCACGUGUUGCUAGGCAGAAUUCCCAGGGCUUGACCAUAAGUGCCCCAAAAGGCCUAUGAAAAAAAAUGGAUGUACGUAUGUGCUAAUCAUUUUAAAUGAGGCUCCGGGAAUAACAACACUUGGUAAGUGGAAAACCAGAAUUUCUCAGGUAACCUUUUCCUUGUCACUUGUUGCCAGGCAGAAUUUACAGAGCAUAUCCACCGGCCAAUGAAAGCAUAUACUAAUAGCAAUGCUGCACCGUUCAUCGGACUCAUCCCUUGUUUACGUGCUUGUUAAAUAGUGUAGCAUUGCACAUGAACUGUCAAUUGAUGAUCAACCUUGUGUUUAAUA
Molecule: messenger RNA, 6035 nt
Organism: Syngnathus acus (greater pipefish)
Lineage: Eukaryota; Metazoa; Chordata; Actinopteri; Syngnathiformes; Syngnathidae
Gene: malrd1
Product: MAM and LDL receptor class A domain containing 1
Exons: 35
Coding region: 305-5626 (1773 amino acids)
Cellular component (GO): membrane
Molecular function (GO): protein binding
Source: RefSeq, a predicted model, not a curated record